This is a messenger RNA of Ramularia collo-cygni, 261 nucleotides long. RefSeq lists its product as uncharacterized. The transcript is spliced from 3 exons. Bases 1 to 261 code for a protein of 86 amino acids. The record is from RefSeq and is a predicted model, not a curated record. NCBI's taxonomy places the organism in Eukaryota, Fungi, Ascomycota, Dothideomycetes, Mycosphaerellales, Mycosphaerellaceae.
AUGCCGGACAUGAGUAACACGACCGAGAAGAUGGACACGGCCAAAGAGUGCCGCCCGGAUACGAACAACGAAGCAAUAAGGUGCAUCGCCCGGUCGCGUCCAUCACACGUUAAUGGCUAUUUCAAUGGCAAGACGUACCUUGUUAAGACGUCCGACUUCGACCGGGCGACAUUCUUCGCUUUAAAAACAGAAGAGGAGAGAUUUCGCUACUUCGAAGAGCGCGUGGACAUAAUCUGGGACUUUUUUACCUGGCAGCGGUGA